AUGGCUUGGCGCAGCGGAACUUCUUCCUUCUCGCGCUCCUUGAUGUCUGCCGCCAGGGCGCCAUCUGUGCGUUCCUCUUCAGCUCCGCUUCCCCGCCUUCGCCCGUCGACCGCCUCCGCUCCCCGCGUUCAGUCGCGCCGGGUCUCCUUCUCUCCAUCCAGGAACUUGGGAGAGUUGGGAUGUGUCCAGUCUUUCCUGCCACUGUACAGCAUGGUUGCCAAGACCCACCUUGCUUCUCAUCUCAAUGCUAAUUUGCGGGCUUUCUGCGAGCUGUCUCAUGGUACCGUCUGCCGUUCUUGUCAGGAUCGCUAG
Molecule: messenger RNA, 312 nt
Organism: Linum trigynum
Lineage: Eukaryota; Viridiplantae; Streptophyta; Magnoliopsida; Malpighiales; Linaceae
Source: the annotation of a GenBank genome assembly